Molecule: messenger RNA, 705 nt
Organism: Hordeum vulgare subsp. vulgare (domesticated barley)
Lineage: Eukaryota; Viridiplantae; Streptophyta; Magnoliopsida; Poales; Poaceae
Exons: 1
Coding region: 173-463 (96 amino acids)
Molecular function (GO): calcium ion binding
Source: RefSeq, a predicted model, not a curated record
CUCACCCUCACACUCCUCCGCCGUAUAUAUAGGACGGACCCUGCAUCGCCGCUCAACAUCCUCAUCGCCAUCAGCUCACACUCGCACCCACCCAGAGUCCAGAGAGAAGCGGCAGCUAAUCGACCAAGGGUAGCAGAUCGUGCCCGGCUCCGGCGGGGAUCGAGGAGGAUCGAUGGCGUUCAUGCGGUACCGUGCGCUGCCGCAGGGGGAGGUGACGGCGGAGGAGUUCUGGGCGUGGCUGGGGCAGUUCGACGCGGACCAUGACGGCCGGAUCAGCCGGGACGAGCUGCAGCGCGCGCUGCGGAGCCUCAAUCUGUGGUUCGCGUCGUGGAAGGCGCGGGAAGGGGUGCAGGCCGCGGACGCCAACCGCGACGGCGCCGUCGGCAGGGAGGAGGCCGGCAGGCUCUUCGCCUACGCGCAGAGGCAGCUCGGCGGCAAGAUCACCCAGCUCGGAUCCUACUGAUCAGGCUGGGCACGAGUUGAUCUGCUGCUGUAACUGUGAUGGCGUGUGGAGUAUGAGAUUUUCUUUUUCCGUAUGAUGUGGAGUAUGAGACGGAUGUUUUGUGUUUUCGGAGUUCUUGGGGGCAACCAUUGCAGUGGUUUCCCCAAGGGUUUCCUACUUUGUAUUUUCGGCACUGUGAACUCUGUGGAGAUUUGCAGAUGUUGUUACAAAUGAUGGACGUUUCUCCAAGCUCUGUUGAUUAA